Molecule: messenger RNA, 4269 nt
Organism: Microbotryum saponariae
Lineage: Eukaryota; Fungi; Basidiomycota; Microbotryomycetes; Microbotryales; Microbotryaceae
Source: the annotation of a GenBank genome assembly
AUGGCCUAUUUCUCUUCAUCGGACGAUAGUAACGGGCCAUCACGCUACAUGACACCCCCACCCCGCCCAUACACGGGUAUGACGAGCAGCGGCAAUCCGGCGCCGUAUGACGGCACCGGCGCCGGAUACUACUCCGAAUCGAUCAGCACCUAUUCGCCUCAACAAGGCGGAUCGGAGGGACACUAUUCGCAGCCACCUCCGUCUUUCCACUCUCAUGGAUACGAUCGAUAUGAUGCUUACAACGAUGCCGCUCAUCGGCCGACCCGAGUGACCCGAGGGCCAGCAGGCGCCGCCGAUGGGAUCAGUCAACAAUACGAUCCUUCGCUCGAUCGACAACACGACCACGCAGCCGGUCGACAUGCCACGAACACAUUAUAUCAGAACGAUCAAUACGUCGAAAGCUCGACCGUUGAUCUGAAUGCCAACACCCGACCUCUUCGAACCAAGAGGAGCGCAGCCCGAGGCGCGGUAGCGGAUCCCGGAGCGAGAAUGACUGGCGAUGCAGGGCAGUUCGAACCCGCGGACGAUGAGACCGUUGUACAAGAGCGGGACAUGGAAGAUGAUCAAUUUGAAGACUCGUUUGAAGGAAAGGACGAGUGGGAGCAGGUCAAGGAACAGGGCGAGGAAGGUGCGGUCGGCUCACCUGCAAUUUCGUUCGCUGGUGGUUUCGGAGCACCCCCACCCGUCAGUUCCAGCCGGGCCCAGGAUCUUCGAAUGCUUCAGGCUCCUGCUGACCACACAGACUUUUCGUGCAAUUCAUACCGUUCAGACUGCUCAUCUCCGUCGCAACUUGACCAAUCGAAGGGUCAAGUUGACACAAGGGAAUCUCGUCCUCGACUGCGCGAUUCCCACCCGACUCAGCGACUUCCUGCCUCGCAAGGGCGAGGAUGAGUUCAUGUUGACGCGCUACACUGCCGUCACCUGUGCAGUAGGUCAAGAAGAGAAUCUUCUGCGUGAUUUAUCCGUGUGUUGCUGAUCGUGUAUCCUUCGCGUGCUUUGCACAGCCUGAAGAUUUUAACAAGAACAGCUAUACUCUGCGCCCGACACUGUACAGUCGGCAGACCGAGCUCUUGAUUGUCGUCACUCUGUACAAUGAGAACGAGGUUUUGUUCUGUCGAACUAUGCACGGCAUCAUGAGUAAGUUGGCCUCCGCGACACUAUAAUAUCUUUGUCGUUUGAGUCGCAUAGCUCACACGCCAUGGUGCGCCGGCAUGCAGAAAACAUCGCGCAAUUGUGCAAGCGCAAGAAGUCGAACACUUGGGGGCCGGACGGCUGGAAGAGUGGGUUUAUUCAGGCGGACUUCUCCGGGAAAGCUCACUGAUCCUCAAAUUCGUUGCUUCGAGCAGAGGUUGUCGUUUGCAUCGUUGCCGAUGGUCGCAAGGCUAUACAUCCCCGCGUCCUUGAUUGGUCUGUCCGGGACAAUGGCUAGUGACCUUCUGUGGUUUGCACAAGAAGUUAAAACUUGUUCUCGUCUUUUGCAGCUUGUCGGCUCUCGGUGUUUACCAAGAAGGUUUGGCGACGAAUCAAAUCGACGAAGCGAGUGUGCAGAGCCACAUCUAUGAAUACACCACGCAGCUCAGUAUCGACCCAGACUUGAGGUUCAAAGGGCUCGAGAAAGGUAUCGUGCCGACUCAGAUCAUGUUUUGUCUCAAGGAGAAGAAGUAAGUCGACCCGCUGAACGUGUCUUGUCACAUUUCUGUUGUUGACCCAUCUCACUUUUGGCCUACCGCACGUCACAGCGCAAAGAAGCUAAACUCGCAUCGCUGGGCGCUGCAAGCUUUCGCUCCUCAACUCGACCCAAACGUCGUCAUGCUGAUUGAUGUCGGUACGCGCCCGGCUGAGCUGUCCAUCUACCAUCUCUGGAAGUGCUUUGAUCUCGACUCGAACGUCGGUGGGGCAUGCGGUGAGAUCUGCGCAAUGAAAGGCAAAUUUUGGACACAUCUGCUGAACCCGCUGGUGGCAGCGCAGAAUUUUGUGAGUUGACUAAGAGAUUUGUUCUUGUUUUGCAAGUAUCACCGCUAAACUGCGGGAAGUUGACAGGAAUACAAAAUUUCAAGUAAGAAGCGGGCCGCGGCGAGGAGCGAUCAAUCCGGGUACCUGAUUCCAUUUCUUCACACCUUCAGAUAUCCUCGACAAGCCGCUAGAGUCCAUGUUCGGAUACAUCACCGUUCUGCCAGGUGCCUUCUCAGCAUACCGCUACAUUGCGCUUAAGAACGACGAACUCGGACACGGUCCGCUCAACUCGUACUUCAAGGGCGAGCAUCUUGCGGGACACGAUGCCGAUGUGUUCACUUCAAACAUGUACCUUGCGGUCAGUUCUGUCACGUCAAUCUGACCCGUGAAGACGUCUUGUCUCAUUUGUUCAUCCUAUUGUAGGAGGACCGAAUACUAUGCUGGGAACUGAUCGCGAAGCGAGGACACAACUGGGUGCUCAAAUUCGUCAAGGUCAGUCCGCAGUCCGCAGCCUGUAUCAUCGCGUAGACAGGUGCUCAUCCUGUUGAAUCUCCACAGAGCGCUCGCGGAGAGACGGAUGUACCCGAUCAGAUUGCCGAGUUCAUCUCCCAACGUCGUCGGCAGGUUGAUUUCAUGCCUUGCGAGUGCAAAGGACAAGCACUGAUGAAUACGCAUGAAUCACAGAUGGCUCAAUGGAUCGUUCUUCGCUGGAUGCUACGCACUGCGCCACACCUUCUCUCUCACGCACACGACGCAUUCUCGCCGCAAGGUGUUUGCCCUGUACCUUCAGGCCAUUUACAAUUGCCUCAACUUGCUCGUCGCUUGGUUCGGCCUUGCCAACUACUGGUGCUUCUUGAUGGUGAGUACUGAGCGUGGCGAAUGCGUCAGUGAGUCAUCGCUAACGACGGCCCGGGGCGAGUUCUCUGGCAGAUCUUGACUUCGAGUCUCGAAGACCCCACCUUCAAGCUGCGAGGGAUCAAAUACGUCAAUCUCAUCGUGCAAUACGCCUACCAGGGCUCGAUCAUUGCUUGCUUCUUCUUGGCGAUGGGCAACAAGCCCAAGUCAGCCUAUUGGAAGUACCUAACGGUCAUGUAAGUUCUGUCCCGCUUCCGUCACUCUUCAUACUCCUGUCCAAGAAAAGAGCUAACAUCGUGACUUAACCGGCCUCAACGCAGAAUCAUCCUCGGCCUGACAACGGUGUACAUGGUUGGCGCGACCGUAUUCUGCACCAUCAAAGCGAUUCAGCUCAUGCACAGCAACCUCAUCAUGUUCCAAAUCGUCGUCUCGAUAGUCGCAACCUACGGUUGUUUUGUCCUCUCCAGGUGAGUUGAUCGUGCGAGAACUUUUCGGCUUCAAGCUUCUGGCAGCUGAUGCCAACCUCUUGGCCACAUCCCUUCCGACAGUCUUAUCGCUAUGGACCCAUGGCACCUCGUCACCUCGAUGUUUCAAUACAUCAUAUUUUCGCCCGUGUCGAUCAACCUGCUCAACAUCUACGCGUUCUCGAAUUGUAAGCCCUACCACGUGCCGCUCCUCCUUCUAUUCCUGAGAUAACAGAUGAGCUCAUACCCCACCAUCGCAUUGCAGUGCAUGAUUUCUCUUGGGGCACCAAAGAGCUGACGACGCAAGAACAAGACCUCGGCGUGACCAAGAAGAUCGGCAAGGACACCGUCAACAUGACUCUGCCCUCCGAUCAAGCCGAUAUCGACGUUGCUUACGACCGCUCAUUGCAUAACCUCAAGACAAGACCGAUGAUCGUUCCUCCGACGCUCAGUCAGAAGCAGCGCGAAGAGCAGAUUGUCGAGUACUACCAAUCGGUCCGAACCAACAUCCUCUUGGUCUGGGUUCUGAGUAAUGUGAGGGUCGUAUUUCAAUCGAGCUUGGUGAUGCUCGAGGACUGACAUCGUCUCCUGAUCAUGACUUUGUUAGGGUCUCAUUAUGUCGACCGUCCUCCAAGGAGAUUAUGCUUCCACUUUUACCGGCGGGCAUGGCAACGGUCGAACACAGAUCUACAUGGUUGUCGUCCUCAUCCUCGUCGCCGCGAUGGCGCUCAUCCGUCUCGUCGGCUCUACGGCAUACACCAUCGACCGAUUCGUUCGUAUAGUCGGUGGGAGGUACCAGUCUCGAUUCGGGCGCAAAGCAGCGGGGGCAAAGGGGGCACGAGGAAGCGCUAAUCUGACCGAGCCGAGGGGGAUUCGAAGGAUCAAGAGUUCUACGACCCUCGGCGGAGCCACGGCGAUCGGUGCGAUGGACGACGAUCACGAGAAGACCUACUUCGAGGACGAGGAGGAGGUUAUGGUGGACGAAAAGAACUACUAG